Molecule: messenger RNA, 5943 nt
Organism: Bombus impatiens (common eastern bumble bee)
Lineage: Eukaryota; Metazoa; Arthropoda; Insecta; Hymenoptera; Apidae
Gene: RhoGAP1A
Product: active breakpoint cluster region-related protein
Exons: 13
Coding region: 533-3838 (1101 amino acids)
Biological process (GO): positive regulation of GTPase activity; intracellular signal transduction
Cellular component (GO): membrane
Molecular function (GO): GTPase activator activity; guanyl-nucleotide exchange factor activity
Source: RefSeq, a predicted model, not a curated record
CCAUCGUAAAAAAGUAUAAUUUUUAUCUGUCAACGAAGAGCAAAAUGCAUAAUUUUAGCUGCGUUUCGUAAGAAAUGAAUUUCUAUUUUGCGUAAGCGCACCGUGAAAAGUAUCAUCAUCCGUGAAGCGCACCUGCUGCGUCUAAGGAAGGGCAGUGUCUGUGAAUAAAGUAUAGCGGAGGCGUCAAAAUGAUAGGAGAGGGCAUGGGGAUCGGACCGUGAGCUACGCAGGAGAUGUCGACAAGAUGACAGCGGUUGUAUGACGCUCGUUUCGUUGAUUCUUCGGGUAUAGCGUUAUAGCGUGUACCGGAAAGGAAAAUCGUUCACGAACGAAACGAACGACUUAUGCCUCGUUACGGUGACACGUCCGUUUCAAUAGAAUCUCUGUGUCAAAACGAGAUCGUGAUCAGGCGUAUUCGGGUGAGAGCCACGACCGCCGCCGCGCCCGUGCAAUGUACACAGCGGCUUGAAUCGUGUCCGAGAUCAUCACUGUCCCCGAGGAGUCCUCUCUUUAAAGGGCCUGGAGUAGAGUAAUGAGCGUUUUCGGGGAUUUCCAGCGUGUCUGGGUACAGAGAUUCCCGGACAGCGCCUUGCCGGCAGCUUGGGAAGAAGACGUCAGGGCCAACCUAGUCAAGCAUAAACAGAAGGUGACUGCUUUGAGAGAAGAACUUGAAAAGGAAGAAUUUUAUGUGGAAUAUUUAGAAAGGUUAUUGGCUGAUGUUGAACGUCAUAAGCAAUUAGCAAAUAGUAAUAUUACAACUACUCCUGAGAAACAACAAUCCACAGAAUCACAAAAUCAACACAGUUGUUUAGCAACAGAGAAUAAUUUGGGAGAUUCUACAAGCUCAUCUAAUGUUCAACAUGUGGAAUCGUUAGCUCCACCUCUUCCAGCGCGUGAAGAUAUAAGUAAAUUUCAGGACAAGUGUGUUUCUGAACUAAGUUCUACUCUUAGUACAAGCAAAAGACCCAAAAGUGAAAUACCAAGGAGUCCUGAUAAAGUGCCUGAACUUAGAAGAAACAGUGACCCAGAUGUGCCAAGUAACUAUGUCACUGUAAUUGAAGUGACAGGAAGCUCAAAGAAAGAUAAAAAUGAAGAAUCUCUUAAAGAGGAAGAUGAAAAAGAUUUAGAAAAUGCAGUUAAUGAAGAUGGAGAGGAUGGUGAUGCAGAGGCAUCAGAGGAGGAACCUUAUUAUGAUUCUGUAGCCUUAGAUCAAACAGGAGAAUAUGUAUAUAUUGAUGCACGUGUUCCACCUGUUGGAAACAAUAAUGGCAGUAGAGCACCACCCAGAAGACCGCCCUCCUUACCUGAUUCUCCAGGGAAUCAGAGUAAUUAUGUCAACAUUGAUUAUUUUAUACAACAUCGAGCGGCAAUGGAUAGUGAGGAUGAAGAAGGUGCAAGUCCUGCACCACCAAUCUUAUUACGUGCUCUUAGCACGGAUAACGAAACUGGUAGUAGUGAUGCAGAGCCUUUAAGCCUAAGCGAAGGUAGCUUAGAAUCUCCAACACCAACUACACCUCGUCGACAGGAGAAAAGUAAAGACCGUGAAGAUGAUAGAACGUCUAUGAUUAAAUGCAUCGUAAACUCGGUGGUAGAAAGUGAAACUAUAUAUGUCGAAUGUCUAAAUGUAAUGUUACAAUACAUGAAAGCCAUCAGGGCAACAUUAACAACAUCGCAACCUGUUAUUUCUGAAGAUGAAUUUGGUACGAUGUUUUAUAAAAUUCCUGAAUUACAUGCACUACAUCAAACAUUUUUGGAUGGUCUUAGAAAGAAACUAGACAAAUGGGACAGUAAAACUACUAUAGGUGAACAAUUUAAAGUAAUGGCCAGCAAUAUAGGAUUAUAUGGAGCUUUUUUACAUAAUUACGCUCGCGCUACUGAUACUGUACGGAGGUGUUCUGCACAUUCGACUCAAUUUGGUGAAAUUACAAGAGAUAUAAGACUCAGAGGAGUUCCAAAAGGACCAGGUUUAUCUCUUGAAGAUCUUUUACAUAAGCCAGUAGCGCGAGUACAAAAAAAUGCGCUAGUGUUGCAUGAUCUCCUUAAGCACACACCAGUGAAUCAUGCAGAUCAUGCGCCACUUUCAGAGGCUCUUGGUAUGACUAGAAAUUUCCUAGACGAAUUUAAUAUUAUUCAGACGAAGUCAAUGUUUCCGAGUCAUGAUAGAGCACAACGGAGAUUAGUAAAAAACUCGUUUGUGGUAGAACUGUCUGAUGGUCAUAGAAAGUUGAGACAUCUUUUUCUUUUUAAUGAUGUAAUUGCUUGUGCAAAGUAUAAAGCUUCUGGCAGAGACAAAUUUACAUUUGAGUUGAAGUGGUAUGUACCAGUGGCAGAGGCGGUAGUGACAGAAGAUGGCAUUGAACCUCGUGAGACUAGUCCAGCUAAUGUUGUAGCUUUGAGAUCACAAGCAUGUACAGUACGUGAUCAGAUACUAUGGGAAGAACGGAAUGAUGAAAAACGAAUUAGACUCGGUGGUAGAGGUUCAGAAAAAAAUAGGAAGAAACUUGCUGAGCUUGAAGCUCAAUUAGUAUUAGCAUCCCCAAAUUUAGUAUUACGCGUUGCGCACAAAAGUCAACAUCGAGUACAAAACUCGUACACAUUCUUUCUAUCCAGUGAAUUUGAACGCUCUCAAUGGGUUGAAGCGGUGGAGGCAUUGCAACAGGUAAUGCGUUCCCAUAUGUACCUAGAUAAGUCAAAGGGUGGACAACCUCCAGGACCAUUACCUUUAUCAAUGUACGAAUUACAGGCUUGGGUUACAGCUUGUCGUACUUACCUUCAAACAGAUAUGGGAAGUUAUUUACUUAGAUCAGGACGCGAUGAAAGUUUAUUAUUAGGCGAUCUUCAUUUAACUUUACUUGGCUUGACACCACCUGGUUUAGAUAGAGUAGGGGAUCUUUAUAUUAUUGUGGAAGUUGAUAGUUAUGGACACUAUUUUAAACGUGCAAGAAGUCGAGUUGCGAGAGGCCAAGCUCCAACUUGGGGCGAAACAUUCGUUGUGGAACUAGAGGGAAGUCAAAAUGUUAGAAUUUUGUUGUAUGAAGAAUGUGGAACGCGUUCUGUAUUACGUGGCAAAUGCAUACAAAGAUUAAGUAGAUCUUGGCUUCAAUCAGAUCAAGUAGAAAGGUCAUUAAAUUUAGGCCCAGCUACAUUAGAUGUAGCUCUUCGUUUUGUCCCAAGUGAAGUGACAUUAAGGCGGGUACCAUCUGCUAAACCUCAAGGUUUAUUUGGAGCUAAAAUUCAACAAGUGUGCAAACGUGAAAAACGCGAUGUUCCUUUUAUUAUAACCGCAUGCGUUAGAGAAGUAGAAAGGAGAGGAGUCGGAGAAGUGGGAUUAUAUCGCGUUUCUGGUUCAGCUUCUGAUUUAACAAAAUUACGCAAAUCAUUUGAAAGUAAUUCGUACGAAGCAGAACAACUGCUUAAAGAGGUUGACGUUCACUCUGUAACAGGUGUGCUCAAAUUGUAUCUCCGUGAAAUGCCGGAAGCUCUCUUUACGGAUGCUCUGUAUCCCGCGUUUUUAGAAGCUUUCCAAACUGGCGAGUUAUCAAAAGGUGCUGCUCUCAGAAGAGUAUACGAAAGUCUACCAGCCGUGAAUAAGGCAGUUAUCGACUUUCUACUUACUCAUUUGAUACGAGUUAAUAAACACGAGGCCCAAAAUAAAAUGUCUUUGCACAACCUAGCGACAGUAUUCGGACCGACGCUUCUGCGUCCUGGUACGAAUUCGCGAUCUGAUGCAAAAAGUCGAGAUCCAUUAGCUGCAGGGACCGUGGACGUGAUGGCACAGGCCGGUAUACUUUAUUGUUUCUUGCAAAUGCAUAUGCAACAGAACAAUCAGUCACUCUAGUCGAGAGGUUCUUGUUGAUACAUCGUAGCGUCAGCUGCUUUUCGCGAGUCUCAUUGGAAAUUAGGCUCGCAGCAACUCACGUUGUAAUGUAAAAUUAACGAUUUUUUAUAAUAUAUAUUUUAUUAGUUUUGUGACGUAUCGUUUACACAACGCUGAAUUAGACGCAUAAGUAGAUAGGCUUUGACAAAAUCCUGAACGAUGAAAUUCCUCUUGUAUUGGUAUGCAUACGAAUAAUGUAGCAAAGUGGACUUAAAGAACACUUAUUGUACUUUAAGCUCCUUAAUAUAUAUUUUAUACUUAUAUACCCGCGAAGUCUUAGCCACGAUCUCUUGUUAUGUGAUGAUUCCACGUAAAACAUUUUUCCAAAAAAGAAAGCUAUGUUGAAGAAAAAAUUCUUCCCGUGAAGUAGAAUGAGAGAGUGAGAGAGAAAGAAACAUAAAUAUGGAAUUCCGGUCGUUAACGCAUCCACGCUUUAGAAAGUAAGUAUUUUUUCCAAUGGAGCGUGUUCCUAGCAGAGAAUCUAAAUUUUUUUACGCAUAUGUCCACAAAAAUGUCCACGUAUUCAAAACAAUCACGUUCCUAAAUGUUUCAGGAAGCACGUUUCUCGAGAUGUGCAAAUCAAAGCUUCUAAUAGUAUAUGCAAAAUAUGCUGGCUAUAUUCCAUUUUGUCACUUGAUAUUUAUGUUUUCUAGGAAAGCCACAUUUUUCUGCCGAUUCUAUUCUUUAUAAGAAUAUCUUUAAAGAAUUCUGCGUUCUCGAAUUUUUGUAAGAAAUAUCGCGAAAUGACUUAAAUUCAAGUUUCUAACAUUUAAGCUGUGGUUAGACUCGUGUUUGUUCUUUUAUUCAAGUUGCUUAAGUUUGUAAUAAUAACUGUAAUAACUUCGAUAUUUUAACGAUCUAUUUACAAAAUUAAAAAGGAAUACUGUUUUUAAAAGGAAAUUCUUUCAACCCUUGGAUAAAUUAAACAUAAAUAUUUUGUAUAUGCAAUUUUAAAGUAUUAUAUUUUAUUAUUAUAUACACAUUUAUAUAUUACAUAUAUAUAUGUGUGUGUGUGUAUACAUUCCUUUGCAAUAUUGUCAGUAAGAUAUACAAAUCAUUUUAAUCAGUUUCUGUUAGCAACCAUUUUUUAAAUUUCUUUUCUAAAUCAAUGUUUUCAAGUCUAAGUACAGCUUAAUUAAGUACCAAAGAGAAAAAUUCUCUCCCAUACCUUCAAUAGAGAACUAUGGUUAACCCUUUGAAGUAUAUCAGAUUAAAACAAACCAUUUUACAAAUUUUAAACAAAAUUUUUUCACUUUUUAUCUACUAAGUAGAUAAUGGUAUUUUUUUACUAUUAUAUAAUGCAGCUAAUCAAGUCUAUAUCUUCAUGUUCACUAGAUUUUUAAAAGAAUUGUGCUUUACUAAAAAGGAAGAAGAUACCAUUUUUGGAAAUAUAUACUUCAAAGGAUUAAAACACACAGAAGUGCAUUUGGCAGUACAAAUUUAAUACUCGAUAGAAUUCUGUGUUACAUGCUAGGAUGUUUGUGAACAACUUCUAAUCGAAGUUGAAAGAUUAAAAAAUGUAACGAGAGCUCGAUCAAAAGAUCGUACAUAAGGGUCGAAUGAAACAAGAGAAAAGAAACGAAGAAACAAAAGAAAAAAUUGAAAGAAAACAGAAAUUAAAAAAGAACACAUUACGUUAUUUUUCCGGAAGUGAUCUUUGCGCUUGACGAGCGAACAAGGCAACUAUUGUGUGCGUGAUUUCAGCGUGUACGUGCGUGUGUAUGUAUGUAUGUAUAACCCGCCCAUGUGUAUUAUAUCGUAAAUAAUUGGAUAUCUUUAAUUUUUAUAUCACAUUUAACGUUAAGACGCGUCCCUCUUUUGUACAUUCGUAAAAUGUGUAAAGACAAAGUUUCAGCUAUCACGAUUUAUUAUUAUUAUUAUUAUUAUUAUUAUUAUUAUAACUAUGAUUAUUUUUAUUAUUUCAUAUUUUACAAAUACCAAUUUCUCAUAGAACAAGUAUUUGUUAACGAAUGUUCGAUUAAGCUAGCUUAUUCGCAGCAAGACAAUGUACUGCCAAAAAGGAACCCUUAAGAUGCAUAAAUAUACUGGAAGUUUAUAAACUUUUA